ACAUCACUUGUGCAGAGUGCCUGAGUCUGCGGUCCUCAUGACAGGUGACACAGGCCCCCCAAAGCUCAGCAGGACCAGAUAUGGUUCCAUCUCUAGCCCACCCAACCCGGGGUUACAGCAAGAACCUCCCGGAGGGACCUACCUGAGCAAGAAGAUCCCCAUCCCAGAUGCAGAACCGGGCACGUUCAGCCUGCGGAAGUUGUGGGCCUUCACGGGGCCCGGUUUCCUUAUGAGCAUUGCUUUCCUGGACCCAGGAAACAUCGAGUCGGAUCUUCAGGCCGGGGCUGUGGCUGGAUUCAAACUGCUCUGGGUACUGCUGUGGGCCACCGUGUUGGGCUUGCUCUGCCAGCGACUUGCUGCCCGGCUGGGCGUGGUGACAGGCAAGGACUUGGGCGAAGUCUGUCAUCUCUACUACCCUAAGGUGCCCCGCACCCUUCUCUGGCUGACCAUCGAGCUAGCCAUCGUGGGCUCAGACAUGCAGGAAGUCAUUGGCACAGCUAUCGCAUUCAAUCUGCUCUCAGCUGGACGAAUCCCACUCUGGGGUGGUGUCCUCAUCACCAUCGUGGACACAUUCUUCUUCCUCUUCCUCGAUAACUACGGGUUGCGGAAGCUGGAAGCCUUUUUUGGAUUUCUUAUUACCAUUAUGGCCUUGACCUUCGGCUAUGAGUAUGUGGUGGCACGUCCUGCUCAGGGAGCACUUCUUCGGGACCUGUUCCUGCCCUCGUGCCCUGGCUGUGGCCAGCCCGAGCUGCUGCAGGCCGUGGGCAUCAUUGGCGCCAUCAUCAUGCCCCACAACAUCUACCUGCACUCAGCCCUGGUCAAGUCUCGAGAGAUAGACCGGACCCGCAGGGCAGACAUCCGAGAAGCCAACAUGUACUUCCUGAUUGAAGCCGCCAUCGCACUGUCUGUCUCCUUCUUCAUCAACCUCUUUGUUGUGGCUGUCUUUGGGCAAGCCUUCUACCAGCAAACCAACCAGGCUGCGUUCAACGUCUGUGCUAACAGCAGCCUCCACGACUACGCCAAGAUCUUCCCCAGGAACAACCUUACAGUGGCGGUGGACAUUUACCAAGGAGGCGUGAUCCUAGGCUGCCUCUUUGGCCCCGCAGCCCUCUACAUCUGGGCGGUGGGUCUGCUGGCCGCCGGGCAGAGCUCCACGAUGACCGGCACCUACGCGGGACAGUUUGUGAUGGAGGGCUUCCUGAAGCUGCGGUGGUCACGCUUCGCCCGAGUCCUGCUCACUCGCUCCUGUGCCAUCCUGCCCACCGUGCUCGUGGCAGUCUUCAGGGACCUGCGGGACCUGUCAGGCCUCAACGACCUGCUCAACGUGCUGCAGAGCCUGCUGCUUCCCUUCGCUGUGCUGCCCAUCCUCACGUUCACCAGCAUGCCCGCCCUGAUGCAGGAGUUUACCAAUGGCCUGGUGAGCAAGGCCUUCACUUCUUCCAUCAUGGUGCUCAUCUGUGCCAUUAACCUCUACUUUGUGGUCAGCUACUUGCCCAGCCUACCCCACCCUGCCUACUUCAGCCUUGUGGCACUGCUGGCCGCAGUCUACCUGGGCCUCACCAUCUACCUGACCUGGACCUGUCUCAUCACCCAUGGAGCCACCCUUCUGGCCCACGGUUCCCACCAACACUUUCUGUAUGGGCUUCCUGAAGAGGAUCAGGAGAAGACCUCUGGAUGA
Globicephala melas (long-finned pilot whale) is the source of this 1678-nucleotide messenger RNA. It is a transcript of the gene SLC11A1, whose product is annotated as solute carrier family 11 member 1. Gene Ontology annotation, biological process: intracellular iron ion homeostasis; metal ion transport; response to lipopolysaccharide. The record is from RefSeq and is a predicted model, not a curated record. Gene Ontology annotation, cellular component: plasma membrane; phagocytic vesicle membrane. Lineage: Eukaryota; Metazoa; Chordata; Mammalia; Artiodactyla; Delphinidae. Gene Ontology annotation, molecular function: manganese ion transmembrane transporter activity; iron ion transmembrane transporter activity; metal cation:proton antiporter activity.